Selaginella moellendorffii is the source of this 657-nucleotide messenger RNA. Its product is annotated as myb-related protein Hv33-like. Gene Ontology annotation, biological process: regulation of stomatal movement. The record is from RefSeq and is a predicted model, not a curated record. The coding region runs from base 1 to 657 and encodes 218 amino acids. Lineage: Eukaryota; Viridiplantae; Streptophyta; Lycopodiopsida; Selaginellales; Selaginellaceae. The transcript is spliced from 4 exons.
AUGGGGAGCCAAUCCUCUGCAAAGCCAAAGCUUCGCAAAGGACUGUGGUCUCCAGAGGAGGAUGAGAAAUUGGUGAGGCCUCCAAAGAUGUGGGAAGAGCUGCAGGCUGAGAUGGAUCAACUAUCUCCGGCCCGACUUGAAAAGGGGCCACUUUUCGCAACAGGAAGAAGAGUUGAUCGUCAAGCUACACGCAGUGCUUGGGAACAGCUCCCGGGUCGAACAGACAACGAGAUUAAAAACUUUUGGAACUCGUGCCUGCGGAAGAAGCUACGUCAAGUUGGUAUCGACCCACACACUCACAAGCCAAUGGCAGCCGGCCCCGACAGCGUCGCCCGAUCGUCCGAGGAACUGGGAGAAGUAAUUGGAGUCUCGGGUCACUCGCUCCACAACAAUCACGUCAAGGAUAAUGGUUUCCGGUUUAGGCAGUCUCUGCAGCAACACAACGAAGAGGAAGAGACCAGCUUCUCACUUUCAAUGCUGCCGAUCACGCUCAGCCCCCACCAGCAGCAGCAGCAUUGCGACGCAGAUUCCUCCAUUCUCGACACCAAGAUCGACGCUGCGUCAUGGCAGCAGCAAAGCAGCAAGUCACUGGCACACUUUUAUGACGACGAGCCCACCGAUUCCGACCCCAUCUCCGCAGUCUUAGAUCAGAUGUGA